Molecule: messenger RNA, 3881 nt
Organism: Colias croceus (clouded yellow)
Lineage: Eukaryota; Metazoa; Arthropoda; Insecta; Lepidoptera; Pieridae
Gene: Klp61F
Product: kinesin-like protein Klp61F
Exons: 21
Coding region: 136-3444 (1102 amino acids)
Biological process (GO): microtubule-based movement; mitotic spindle assembly
Cellular component (GO): spindle microtubule; nucleus
Molecular function (GO): plus-end-directed microtubule motor activity; microtubule binding; ATP binding
Source: RefSeq, a predicted model, not a curated record
UUUUAGUAACGACGACUCCCUAUUUGUGUGACGAGUAUUUUCAAUUUUUAUAGAGUGGUAUAGUGUUUUUAAUAACUUUGUAUAACUUUUAUUGAUAAUAAACGUGACCAAGUGUUUUAUACGUAUUGUGUCGAGAUGGCGUCAGAAAAGGGAAGCAGAAAAGACAAAAACCAAAACAUCCAAGUGUUCGUUAGAUUGAGACCGCUAAACCAGCGAGAGAAAGACAUCAGGUCACUCGGAGUUGUAGAAGUGGUAAAUGGUCGUGAAGUGACCGUCCGCCAGUCCAACCAGAGCGCUCACACUAAGAAGUUCACAUUUGACCGAGCUUUCCCACCACAUAGCAAACAGGUGGAAGUAUACCAAGAGGUGGUGAGCCCACUCAUUGAGGAGGUUCUAGCGGGUUACAAUUGCACCGUGUUCGCAUACGGGCAGACUGGCACGGGCAAGACGCAUACUAUGGUGGGGGAGGCCUCGUCUAAUGAAGUGUCUUGGCAGAAUGAUCCACAAGCUGGUAUAAUCCCCCGAGCGCUCAGUCAACUAUUUGACGAACUACGUCUAACAAACACAGAGUAUACUGUCCGUGUGUCCUACUUAGAACUGUAUAAUGAGGAACUAUUCGAUCUGCUAUCCACUUCUGAAGAUAACUCUAAACUAAGGAUAUAUGAAGAUGUGACUCGCAAGGGAUCUAAUAUUGUGAAUGGAUUGGAAGAGAUUACAGUAUACAACAAAAAUGAAGUCUACAAGAUAAUGGCCCAGGGGCAGGAGAGAAAAAAAGUUGCGUCCACUCUCAUGAAUGCACAGUCGAGUCGCUCACACACAGUAUUCACAAUAGUAGUGCACAUGAAGGAGAACAGUCCGGAGGGUGAAGAGCUACUAAAGAUCGGUAAACUGAACCUGGUCGAUCUAGCCGGUUCGGAGAACAUCAGUAAGGCGGGCUCAGACAACCCCGCUAAGAAGGAGAGGGCAAGGGAGUGUGUGAACAUCAAUCAGUCGCUGUUGACUCUCGGCAGGGUGAUCACGGCUCUUGUGGAACGGCACCCACAUAUACCUUACAGAGAAUCAAAACUAACCCGUAUCUUACAAGAGUCGCUAGGUGGUCGAACGAAAACCUCCAUCAUAGCAACCAUUUCCCCCGGACACAAGGAUCUAGAGGAAACUAUGAGUACUCUGGAAUACGCGAACAGGGCUAAGAAUAUACAGAAUAAGCCAGAAGUGAAUCAGAAGAUGACCAAGAAAGCGAUGCUCAAGGAAUUUGUGGAAGAGAUAGAUAGGUUGAAACGGGAUUUGCAAGCUGCUAGGGAUAAAAAUGGUGUGUAUCUCGCAAGUGAUACAUAUGCAGAAAUCACAUUCAAACAAGAGGAACAGAGGAAAGAGAUUCAAGAACUUCUCCUUAAGAAGAGAGCUCUUGAAGAAGAAAAGGAAAGAUUGGAGAAGGUAUUUGGUGAUCUAAAUGGAGCUCUUCAAGCUGAGAGACAGCGCUGUGCUGAGACAUUCAAUCAACUAUGUGGAGUCGAAGAUAGAUUGGCGAAUACGCGAUAUCAACUGCAAGAAACACAGCAACACGCGGAAGAGCAGCGAUACAUUGUGCAGAAACAGGAGGAAACGGAGCAAGUGUUGUCGAACCAGGCUAAACAGUUGUUGCAAGUUGCUGAUCUAGCGACCAACGAUGCUACUUGCUUGCACAAUGUUGUUGAUAAACGCAAGUCCGUAGAAUCGUCGAACUUGGAAAUAACUCGCGCAUACCGCACAUCGUCUAGUACACACCGCACAUCGAUAUCGCACCGUACUGCAACACACAGACAACAUGUGGAACGACACACACAUCGACUGGUGGCGUUGGGAGAACAAUACACAGAGGAGAAUAUACAGACUUUAAUGCAGAACAAACAGAAGUUUAACGAAUUGAUACAUAUGGCGAAGGAAACUUUGGAAAAGCUAUCAUCCCUCCCCAUAGAAUUACACUCCACAAUAUCGUCACACGCAUCGACGAACAGACAACAAGUGCACACAACGCUAACUACACAAAUGGAGCAAGUGAACAACGUAGUACAGAAUGUUGCGAAGUGUUUGUCUGUAUGUCUGCAACGAGCUACGGAAACUGAUGUGUGCAGCGAUCUCGAUAAGUUCUUGCAGUAUUGGCACAGUGACACGACAAGCCGUAUAACAUCAGUGUCCCAGCUUCAUUCCCGGUGGGCGCUGGAGUUCAAAGAGUUGUUCGAGCAACACGAAACAUUCACGCAACAAAUGAUGGACCAAUUGCAACACAAGAGAGCAAUCUUCGAUGAACGACUGCAAGAGAGACUCGCUAUUUUCACAGCGGACAAGCAAGCGACGGAACAACGUAUAACCGAGCAAUUGUGUCAUUUGGAACAAGACAAAAUACAACAGGAGAAACUCGAGGACCAAUUAUUAAAAUACAUUCAAGAGCAGAGGAAAUGUCAACAAGAGAGACACGAGAGGAGAAUGCAAGAGAUAAACAGAGAUAGAGAGUUCGAGAAGAGAAUCAACGAGCACAUAGAGUGGUUGAAUAAUGUAAGAGAGAGUAGUGCGAGAGAGACGCAAGAUAUCGUGAGCCGGUUGGAAACGAGUGGGAAAGAGAUGGAUAGACACAAGCGGGUUGUGGACGCUUUGUACGUGGAUUGUGGGAAAGGCAAUACAUCAGUGUCCAACGCUUGCAAUGAACUGGGAGGGAACGCUUUGGAAAUUGUUCGACAUGUGAAGAAAGAAUUGGUCACAUCGCUGCAAGAUACACAGGGAUAUGUACAGAAAGAAACAACAAAAGCAAUGGAGACGAACAAAGAGAAGAUGUUGGAAUUGACUUCACAAGUGGACAAUUGUAUGGACUCGCUGGCUCUCAACUGUCAGCAGGCUGUCAUCAGUCUGGCGCAAGAGAUGAAGAACUCAGCAUCGCACACAAUGUCAGAGAUUUCGUUACUCAAGCCGCAAGUGGACGCGAUAAUAACAAACACAAGAGAACAACAAGUAAAACAAACGGAAAUACUGAAAGAUCUCAACAGUGAAACGGAACAUUUGACCGACUGCGUAAAUGAGGAGAUUGGAAAUUUGGAACAGUUGGAGAGCAAGUGUCUUAAUGAACAAUAUGUUGUUUAUUCGCCUACUGGACAAACGCCAGCCCGCAGACAGUACAAUUUCCCCAGGAACUUGGCGGCCACUUCCCCACACGAGCGGAUCAUAGCUCGCUUCAGGGCCAUGAGGGAACAGAAUGAAGAUAGUGCAUCAGAUAUAACGGACAAAACGAACGAGUCAGAGGACUCUGCGGUGGAGCCUUCACCGAAAGCGCCUGAAGUUGAUAUUGACGGAGAACAAAGGAGACACCAAGAUCAAUGCAAGGAAAACAGCAUUAUAAAUAGAUCGUCAUCAUUCAAGAAACCUUCGAAAUUACCCUCAUUUUCUGCGAAAAAACCCCUCGCUGAAAGAAACUGACGAAAACUUGUUGACUGUAAAAACUAUUUUAAAUAGAAAUGUAUGAAAAAUAGUUCUGGUGUUUUGUUACAAUCUUGAAUUUAAAAGUAACCUUAUAAUUAUGAUUUUUAUAUUAAUUUAAAAAUGGGACUGAAAUUUCUUUGAAGUGAUAUAAAAAGUAAAAAUUGACACAACAUCUAGGCUCAAAGCAAAAGUAAUUAAAAAAUAUUUUUAUUACGUAAAUUGAACCAACUUCAUGAAUUACAAUAUUAAUAGCUGUAAUUACUAAAUUUAAUUAUUAUUAUAUAUUUUAGAUUAAUUUUCUAUAUAUUUAAGUGCUUAUGUAUAUUUAAAAAUUAAUAAAAAUAUAUUAGAAGGAAAUAUGGUUCUUGUUUCUAAAAACAUGGUUAUUUGAGUUCGGUAAGUAUAUUUUCAGGAAUUCUUUUAAUAUUAUAACU